Molecule: messenger RNA, 5220 nt
Organism: Rotaria sp. Silwood1
Lineage: Eukaryota; Metazoa; Rotifera; Eurotatoria; Philodinida; Philodinidae
Source: the annotation of a GenBank genome assembly
AUGCAGAAAAAACGCGUUCAACUAUCAUUUCUUAUACGAAAUGAAAAUGAACGUGUGCAUCGUGGUGGUAUUAAUGCACUUCGUUAUGAUGCAAAAAACGAUCGGCUUUAUACAGCUGGACGUGAUUCAAUUAUUCGAGCGUGGGAUUGUAAACGUUAUGGGUCUGAUAUGUAUGAAUAUUCCAUGGAACAUCAUACAGAUUGGGUAAAUGAUAUUGUUCUUGUUAAUUCCGGCAAGCAUAUACUUUCGGCAUCAAGUGAUGCAACAAUUAAAUUAUGGAACGCGCCAAAAGGAACAUGUAUGUCAACAUUACGAACACAUAAAGAUUUUGUUAAAUGUUUGGCAUAUGCUAAAGACAAAGAACAAGUUGCAAGUGGAGGUUUUGAUAAUAAUAUAUUUCUAUGGGAUGUUAAUGUAUUAACAGCUUUAACUGCUGUAAAUAAUACAGUAACAACUUCAACAUUUACUGGUAAUGAACAUUCCGUGUAUAGUUUAGCGAUGAAUCCAUCUGGUACAGUAUUAGUAAGUGGUUCACCGGAAAAUGUGAUACGUGUUUAUGAUCCCAGAUCAUGUACAUUAUUAAUGAAAUUAAAAGGACAUACAGAUAAUAUUCGCGCAUUAGUUUUAAAUCGAGAUGGAACACAAUGCAUUUCAGCUAGUUCUGAUCAUUCAAUACGUAUAUGGUCACUUGGGCAACAAAGAUGUAUUAGUAAACUUCAUAUACAUUCAGAUGCUGUUUGGACAUUAUGUGUUAAUGAAGCAUUUACAAGACUUUAUUCAAGUGGUCGUGAUAGACGUGUUUAUCUUACUGAUUUAGCAGAUACAUCAAGAAGUGUUUGUGUUUGUCAAGAAGCAGAACCUGUUCUUCGAGUUGAACUUGGUAAAGAACAACAACAAUUAUGGGUUUCAACGACAGAAUCAAAUAUACGUUGCUGGAACUUAAAAGAUAGUCUUACAACAUUAACUCGUACAAGUUAUUAUGAUGGCGAAGUGCUAUGUAAACAACCAGAUAUGAUUAUACAAGGUGGUCCAGCACUUAAACAUUAUCAUAUUUUAUCUGAUAAACGACAUAUUAUAACAAAAGAUUCAAAUAAUAAUGUUGCUCUCUAUGAUGUUUUACAAGCGAAAAUGAUAGAAAAUCUUGGUAAAUGCGAUUACGAGGAAGAAAUACGAAAACGUACCAAAACUAUUUUUGUACCUAAUUGGUUUUGUGUUGAUCUUAAAGUUGGUAUUUUGACAAUAACACUUGAAGAAAGUGAUAUUUUUGCUGCUUGGAUUUCUGUUAAAGAAGUAGUAGACAAUAGUGCAGCUGGAAAUACAACUGAAGUUGUUGAUGUUAAAGAAAAUUAUGGUGUUUUAAUGUUACAUUCACUUUUUGAAUAUUGGCCAAUAGUAAAACAAGCAUUAGAAACAACUGAUGGCUAUGCAGAACGUGUUCAUCUAGACAAUCUUUGCCACAUACCUGGACAUACACCUAUUUUCCUCGGUGAAAUUGGUGGUCGUACACUUUAUCGUUUUCGAUGUAAUGAAGCCAGUGGUGAACCUGAACAAAGUUUUCUACAUGAAGUUUUACCUCAAUUUAUUGUUAAUGUUAUUGUUAAACAUCAAGUUCCUGUAUUAACAAAAAUUCCCUUUAUACUCCAUCAUCAAAUUAGUAGUACAAAAUAUACUAAAAAAGAUCGUUUAUCAGCAAGUGAUAUUAUGAUUGUACGAAAAGUAAUUGAAUAUAUUUAUGAACGAUAUGUGCUUAAUGAACAACAACAGCAGCAACAACAACAGCAACAAUCACAACAACAACAGCAAUCACAACAACAAACUUCAUCUACGGCAACAGCUGGAAAUGGAACAAAUCAACAAGAUGGAAAUGGUGAACAACAACGUGAAUCAGAUAUUAGUAAAAGUGUUGAUCAUAUUGAAUUAUUAUGUCAAGAUCAAGUUUUGGAUUUAUCAAUGGAUUUAAGAACUGUUAAACAUUUUAUGUGGAAAGGAGGUGUCACAGUUGACUUUCCUUAUAAACCUUAUCCAUGUCAAAUAGCAAUGCUUGGACGAAUAAUAAAAGCUUUACAACAAUCAAAAAAUUGUCUUCUUGAAUCACCAACAGGUACUGGUAAAACUUUAACUUUACUAUGUGCAUCAUUAGCUUGGCAACAAAAAGAAAUUGAACAACUUCGAUCAUCUUUAUUGAAUGAAAAUUCAGAUAAUUCAACAGAAUCAACAACAAAACCAACAGCAGUUUCACGUAUAUUUUAUUGUACUCGUACACAUAAACAACUUGAACAAGUAGCUAAACAACUUGGUAAUACAGUAUAUAAAGAUAAAAUUCGUAUGACAUUAUUAUCAUCACGUGAUAAUUAUUGUGUACAUCCAAAUGUAUCUAAAGGACCAAAUAAAAAUCAUGAAUGUGUUAAAAUAACACGACCAAAUCAAGACAAGUUCGCAGCACGAGGUCUUAAAAGUGAAUGUGGUUAUUAUGAACGUUUAAAAGGUAAAGUAGCUAAUGAUUUUAUUCGAUCAUAUUCCAAACCAUUACCACGUGUUUUUGAUAUUGAACAAUUUACUGAUUAUUGUCGAACAUCACAUGGCAUAUGUCCAUAUUAUACAAGUCGUUUGUUAAUACAUGAUGUACAAAUUAUUCUUUGUCCAUAUAAUUAUCUUAUUGAUCCACGUGUACGUAAUUCAAUGCAAAUGACAAUAAAUAAUGCAAUUAUUAUUAUUGAUGAAGCACACAAUAUUGAAGAUUGUGCUCGGGAAUCAAUGAAAUUUGAAAUGAGAAAAUACGAUUUUGAACAAGCAUUACAAGAAAUAUCUAUGAAUCUAAAUGCAUUUGAAAUAGCACAAGUUAAAGUAGCUCAGUUAAUUGUAAAUGAAUCUGGUUUUUCAUCAACACAAGAACCAAUUUCUUUAACACAAUUAACAGUAACACAACAACAAGCAGCACGUCGUGCACCGGGUUAUUCUGAAUUGGAUCAAUUAAAUGAAGAAACUGAUUUACUUGACCAUUUAAGUAUUGAUCAACAUGGAAAUAAACAAGACGAAACAUCUGAUUCAAUGGAACAAUUAAAAUCUGAUGAUCAUGAAGUUGCUAAUGCAUUAAAAUUUCUUGCUGAAAGAUUUUCUCGAAUUAUUUUAUGGUUUGAUACGAAAGAUACACGUGAAAAAUAUACAUUUACACCUAAAGAACUUAUUGAACAAUUUCAUCAGGCAAAAUUUAUUGAUCAAUCACUUAUUAAUGUUCAUAAACCGGCAGCAAAAAAUCAACCAUCCACCAAACAUCAAGUUAUUCAAGAUGCUGCUCGUAUACGAAAAGCAUUAGCGAAAAUUUUUUUAAAUCGACCAGAAUAUAUCAAAUUUUCUGAUGAAACUGGAAAGUUCUUAGAAGAACUUGAUCUCUGUUUAUCGGUUUUAUAUAGUGAUGAUUAUCCAUUUAUUGACGAUUAUAGAAUAACAUUAAAAACAAUCCCAUUUGAACCAAGUGCAAGUAUAAUUUCACAAAUGCAACAACGAUCCGAAAAUUCAACGGAUGUAGAUGAUAAUAAAGGGAUUGAUAUGCGUUCACAAUCAAGUCAAUUUAAACGAUAUCAAUAUACUUUAGCUCAAACAACUUUUCCUAUUCAUACACAACAAUUAACAUUUUAUUGUUUAUCACCAAGUGUUGCAUUUUCUAAAGAUUUAAAAUUAGCUCGAUCUUUAAUCUUUGCAUCCGGCACACUUGCCCCAUUGGCAACUUAUUCCGGCGAAUUAAAAGUUGCCUUUGAUAUUCAAAUGGAAUGUAAUCAUGUUAUUGGUCUAGAUCGUACAUUUAUAACAGCCUUAAGUCAUGGACGAAAUCCCAAUGUAAAACUACGAGCAACGUAUCAAAAUACAGAUAAAUUUGAGUUUCAAGAUGAAUGUGGUCUUGUUGUACUUGAUGUUUGUCAACGUGUUCCUUAUGGUGUACUUUGUUUUGUACCAUCAUAUCGAUUUCUUAAUGCAAUUAUUAAUCGUUGGAUGACAAGUGGACUUUGGCAAAAAUUAAAUGAAUAUAAAUCAGUAUUUUUUGAAGAAAAAAAUAGUGCUAAUUUUCAAAAUACAAUUAAUCGAUUUCGUGAAGCAAAUGGAACACUAAAAAUAGUUAAACCAGUAUCAGCUGUUGCUAAAUGUGUGAAAGAAAUGUUUAAACGAAAACCUACUUCGGCUGAAACAUCAACUACAAAUUCACAAUAUUUCAAUUCAAAAGGUGGUCUUUUAUUAGCUGUGUGUCGUGGACGUGCAUCUGAAGGCAUUGAUUUUUCGGAUAAUAAUGCACGUUGUGUUAUAACACUUGGAAUACCAUAUCCUAAUGUACAAGAUGAAGAAGUUUGUUUUAAACGUAAUUAUAAUAAUGAACAAAAUAAACGUAUGCCACAAAUUAUGAAUGGUAGUGCUUGGUAUGAUUCUCAAGGAUAUCGUGCAUUAAAUCAAGCACUUGGAAGAUGUAUUCGUCAUAAAAAUGAUUGGGGAGCAUUAUUUAUUGUUGAAGAACGAAUUGUUAAUAAUAUGAGUGAUAAACAAUUUAAUAAUAAAAUUUCUUUAUGGAUUAAACAACGUCUUUCUAUUUCACGUAAAUAUGAUGAUACAAUGAAUGCUUUAGAAAAAUUUGUUGAGAAUAUGAAAAAAUCUGAAGAAAUAGAAAUGUAUGAAAAACAACAACAAGAACAAAAUGAAGAAUCUGAAAAAAAAGUAAUUGAUAUUGAACAACAUCAAUUAAAUUCAAAUCUUCCACCAUCAAAUGAAAUACCAAAGAAAAUUGAAGAAACUAAAUCUGCUUAUCGACAAUAUAAAAUUGAUGAUUUAACUGAUGAUGAAAAUGUCAAUGAAAAUAAACCUAAACAAAUAAAAAGCAAAGCUUUUGAAAAAUUUUUUGCUAAACGUCAAUCAUCUAUGGCACCACCACCACCACCACCACCAAUAUCAUCGGAAAACGUUAAUUCAUCGCACAUCGAACAAACAACUAAUCUAACAGAUGAUAAUAAUGAGAAAAUGAAACAAAAUCAUGUUAAACAAAUAAAAAGUAAACCUUGUCGAAUAUUUUUUACACAACGUCCCAUGUCUUCAUCUUCAAUGCCAACAUUAUCUCAAAAAGUCAAUUCAUCUCGAACACAAACAAUGAUUGAUUUAACUGAAGAUGAUGAUAAUGAUGAUUUUAUUCAAUCAACAUCUUCGUAUUUUCCUCGACCAAAUAAAAAAUUUAAAUCGACAUGA